GCACACCUCGUGGUGGCGGCGACCAAUACCGUCGGCGGGCGGCGGAGGCAGCGUCAGCCAUGGUGCACGUGAGCUUCUAUCGCAACUAUGGUAAGACUUUCAAGAAGCCAAGGCGUCCGUAUGAGAAGGAGCGCCUUGAUGCUGAGCUCAAAUUGGUGGGUGAGUAUGGCUUGAGGUGCAAGCGUGAGCUGUGGCGUGUGCAGUAUGCCCUCAGCCGCAUCCGAAAUGCUGCAAGGGAGCUGCUCACCCUUGAUGAGAAGAACCCCCGCCGUAUCUUUGAGGGCGAGGCACUCCUUCGCCGCAUGAACCGCUAUGGUCUUCUUGGCGAGGGUUAGAACAAGCUUGAUUAUGUGCUUGCGCUUACUGUUGAGAACUUCCUGCAGCGCCGCCUUCAGACCAUUGUCUUCAAGAAUGGCAUGGCAAAGUCCAUUCAUCAUGCUCGUGUGCUCAUCAGGCAACGCCACAUUAGAGUUGGGAGGCAACUUGUCAACAUUCCCUCUUUCAUGGUGAGAGUUGACUCUGAGAAGCACAUUGACUUCUCCCUUACCAGCCCACUUGUUGGUGGUGAACCUGGAAGGGUGAAGAGAAAGAACUCAAAGAAGGCAUCUGGUGGAGGCGGUGAUGAUGAGGAGGAAGAGUGAUUAUGUGAUGCUAGCUCCUUGUUAGGGCCUAAUUUUGCUGGCUUUGUUAGGACCUAAUUUUGUUACAUUAAAACAAAAGUUGGCUGCUGAGGAUUGUCUGAAAUUGCAAUUUAAAUUCGUGAGAACUGUAAUUGCUGAGACUCUUCAUUGCUGAAGUUGUUUGUCCUAUGAACAUGUUAAUUCAGUGAGAAUUCAAAGGAAUGUUUGCUCUGUUGCUUAAA
This is a messenger RNA of Sorghum bicolor (sorghum), 862 nucleotides long. RefSeq names its product 40S ribosomal protein S9-2. NCBI's taxonomy places the organism in Eukaryota, Viridiplantae, Streptophyta, Magnoliopsida, Poales, Poaceae. Gene Ontology annotation, molecular function: rRNA binding; structural constituent of ribosome. The record is from RefSeq and is a predicted model, not a curated record. Gene Ontology annotation, cellular component: cytosolic small ribosomal subunit. The transcript has 3 exons. Gene Ontology annotation, biological process: positive regulation of translational fidelity; translation.